Molecule: messenger RNA, 8676 nt
Organism: Anolis carolinensis (green anole)
Lineage: Eukaryota; Metazoa; Chordata; Lepidosauria; Squamata; Anolidae
Gene: socs6
Product: suppressor of cytokine signaling 6
Exons: 3
Coding region: 543-2144 (533 amino acids)
Biological process (GO): intracellular signal transduction; regulation of growth; protein ubiquitination
Cellular component (GO): phosphatidylinositol 3-kinase complex
Molecular function (GO): 1-phosphatidylinositol-3-kinase regulator activity
Source: RefSeq, a predicted model, not a curated record
GAAGGCGAAGGAGGGAGGGAGCCGGUGUCGCCUCAGCCGGGGAACUGAAGCUUCCCUCAUUUGAGAUAUACACAUCCAUGGAUGUGGGCUGGCAGCGGCCUGGCUCCCCCCUUCGCGCCCCUUUGGGCUGAAGGAGGAGGCGGCGUUGAAGGAGGAGGAGGAAGCCGCGGCGGCCGACGCGAGAAGGGAGCCUGGCGGAGGCGGAGCCGGCGCUCUAGCCGGGCCGGCCUGGACUCCGCCGUCGCCACCGCUUUUCCCAGCAUCAGCAGCCGCCGCUUUCCGAUAGUGUAUUCAGCCUUUUCCAGCAGGUCAUUCACAGACUUGGAGUGGCUGAAGAAAAAGUCCUCUGGGUGGCCUGGCCAUGGAGCAAAUGAAUUUGAAGUUACAGCUCUAACAUUAAGCAGGAAAGUAUGGGUGAAUUUUGCUAAAAUGGAUCUUGGAAGUUAAGUGAGAGAUGCAUCAAUGAAGAAGCUUCUGCUUUACAUGUUUUAAGGACAGAGCUCCAAAAGACUCAAAGCGUCAGAGUUGCCUGUGCUUUCAUAAUGAAGAAAAUUAGUCUCAAGACUAUUCGUAAGUCUUUUAAUUUAAAUAAGAGCAAAGAUGAAAGUGACUUUGUUGUAGUCACACAGCCAUCAUUGAAUGAUUUUGGAAAAGAUGACUCCUUGUUUGGUGGCUGCUAUGGUAAAGAUUUGGCUAGCUGUGACAUCAACAGUGAAGAUGAGAAAAGUGGGAAGAACAGAUCGAAAAGUGAAAGUUUAAUGGGUACGUUAAAAAGAAGACUUUCAGCAAAACAAAAGCAGAAAGGCAGCAAAGGUAGUACACCUUCUGUAAGCUCUGCUGAUGAUGAUACCUUUUCAUCAUCUUCUGCUCCAAUAACUUUCAAAGAUGCAAGAACUCAAAGGCCUCUUAGAUCGACAUCCCUCCGAAAUCACCAUUAUAGUCCAACUCCAUGGCCCCUUCGCCCAACAAACUCAGAAGAAACAUGUAUAAAAAUGGAAGUGAAAGUCAAGGCCUUGGUCCACUCAUCAAAUCCAAGUCCUGCACUGAAUGGUGUUCGCAAAGAUUUCCAUGAUUUGCAGCCAGACGGCAUGUUCCAGGAACAAAACAAUACAUUAAAAAGUACAGAAUCUCAAAAUGGAGAUUUGCAUCUUCAUAUUGAUGAACAUGUGCCUGUAGUUAUUGGACUUAUGCCUCAGGACUACAUUCAGUACACUGUGCCUUUAGAUGAGGGAAUGUAUCCUUUGGAAGGAUCACGUAGUUACUGUUUGGAUAGUUCCUCACCCAUGGAAGUUUCAACGGUUUCUUCUCAGUUGGGUGGUGGUGCAUUUCAUGAAGAGGAAGCUCCAGUUAGUGAAGAUGUAGUAGUUGCUCCAGAUAUCUUUGUGGACCAAAGUGGUUUAUUAAUUGGUACCACAGGAGUCAUGUUGCAAAGCCCAAGAGUGAAUCACAGUGACGUUCCUCCACUUUCUCCAUUGCUACCUCCAAUCCAGAAUAAUCAAAUCCAAAGGAACUUUAAUGGCUUGAAUGGCACAGAUGUCCAUGUGGCUGAAAGUAUGCAUUGCCAUUUGAAUUUUGAUCCCAACUCUGCACCUGGGGUGGGAAGAGUCUAUGAUUCUGUACAAAGCAGUGGCCCCAUGGUUGUGACAAGUCUCACGGAAGAACUGAAAAAACUUGCAAAACAAGGAUGGUACUGGGGUCCAAUUACAAGAUGGGAAGCAGAGGGAAAACUGGCCAAUGUUCCUGAUGGUUCGUUUCUUGUACGAGAUAGCUCUGAUGACCGCUAUCUUUUAAGUCUCAGUUUUCGUUCACAUGGUAAAACUCUUCAUACUAGAAUUGAACAUUCAAAUGGUAGGUUUAGUUUUUAUGAACAACCAGAUGUGGAGGGACACACUUCUAUAGUUGAUUUAAUUGAACACUCUAUCAGGGACUCUGAAAACGGAGCAUUUUGCUAUUCAAGGUCUCGAUUGCCUGGAUCUACAACAUAUCCAGUAAGACUGACCAAUCCAGUAUCUCGUUUUAUGCAGGUGCGCUCAUUGCAGUAUCUGUGUCGCUUUGUUAUACGCCAAUAUACUAGAAUAGAUCUGAUUCAGAAACUGCCUUUGCCAAACAAAAUGAAGGAUUAUUUACAAGAAAAGCACUACUGAAGGCUUAUGGGAACCUUGCAUCUUGCACUUUGGGAACAACAACAGCAAAUUAAAAGAGAGAGAUUGAAAUACCGUUUACAAACUUUAAUUGCUAUUAGUGUUUUGCUGCCAUAAUUUCAUAUUUUUUGCAUCAAGAAGGGUAAUGCGUUUUUAUUUGUUUCAUAGGUAGAGUCUGGGUUUUUCUUUUAAAAAUAAUGAUCUCAAGGUUUUUUAAGGAGUCAAAUAGCUAUCUUUCAUUCAGUGUGCAGAAUAAUCACAAUGUGAAUGAUAACGAGUUUUCCUAAAACUCCCCAUCUCCUUUGCUGCUAAUCCACUGUGAUUUUUAUGCAUUUGAAGCACAUUUCAUGUGUUUUCAACCAUAAGUAAAAGUUGAAACUUGAUGGGAUAAGUUUUGUCUUCUUCGAAUAGCCUGCUUUGUUUGUCCAUUUAUUUCUAAUCAAAAAUGGUUGUGGAUAAGAUAUGCUGGUAUCCAGAAUUCAAGCGUAUGCUUAAAAUGAUUCCCCAAUACCUUUAUUAAAAAUAAAUAGAUUGGAAGAAAUGUGUGAUGCCACACAAUUAGACAACAUAUCUUUCCAAGCCUCUGUUCUAAAUGGGUUCAAAGAUUGUAGAUGUCAUUAUUAUUUGUUCAUUCCUAAAUGUUUUUUUUAAUUACCUUGUGAAAAUAUAUUGAAAUGUUCAUGCUGUUUUUAAGCAAAGGAUAAAUGUAGUUUUAAAGCCAUUUUAAAAAUAUUUGAUUUCCCAGUAGAAGCUCUGGCUUGGAUUAAGGCAUAACAGCAUGUGGCAAUAUUUUUCAUUUUCAGGACAAUUUUAACAUGAUUUUUUUUUGCUCUAGUGGCAUUUUUUAAAAAAAGAAUGACUUAAUUGGAGCUCAGUGUUGCUUCCCAGUUAAAACAAAACUAAGACAUUAUCCUGCCAGAGCGAAGCAGAGAUGCCUUCUCUGUUUAUUACGAUAUAUUUAUUCAUUGGUUAAUUUUUUCCCCAUAUAAGUAAGUUGGCUUAAAAAGUAUCUAAUUUUGCUGAAUCAUUCCUUCUAUUUUAAAAAGUGGGUUUUUUAUUUGUUAAGCAUUCAUUUUCCAUCAUUAUAUUUUAUUUUAAUCAGCAGAGAACAAGGAGAUUUCAAAGGUAUCCUUCCGAAUUCUUAAUUUAAAUAAUUCAUGUUUUAAAGUCAAGAUUGGGUUAAUUGCAUUAUAAUGUAAUCACCAUGGAAAUGUUUCAGUGCAUUACCAGUUUCAUCCUACUUAUCUUGAUAUGAAACCAGGAAAAAUAAAUUCUGUUUAAAAUAUUUGGUGUGGGCAAAAACACCAAAUGUUGCUCCAACAGGAGGAUUUCCAUAGUACAGAUGUAUUGUUGAGUAUCUCCCUUCCAUUUGCUUAGGUCUGCACAGGGAAUUUUCCAGUGUUUUGGAAGGGCUAGAAAUGGGGCUUCUUCACCCAUGAAGCUCAAGCCAGAAAAGGUUGGUCUUGUUAUUUAAGACUGAAGCCUAAGAUUGUAGUCUUAUAUAUCUCUGUGCUGAAAUAAGUCUUGUUCAGUUUAGGGGGACUUGCUGGAGCCUUAAUUUCUCUAGAUUGGAGCAGUUUAACUUUUUGUUAAUGGGUAGACAAGUUGUUCCCAUGCUGAUUUUUUUUGCAUCUGAAAGGAAGUAUUACUGCUUCUAUUUCAUUUUUGUUUUAGGAGAGAUAUUGUGAAUAAAAAUCUUAACUAGAAAAAAAACAACUGAAUCCUGAAUGUUCCAAAAGAAAAUGUACAAUUUGGGAGUCUGGUUUUAAGACGGCAGAAUCUAUUUUGUGCCAUUCCCAUGUGUCUUACUCCGUUCCCCUUCUUUACUUUGAAAGUUAUGGUCAUGAUCAUAAGUAGCAUUUGUUUUCCCAUCCUAGGAAUUUGACUUUAUUUCUGUUCGUUUUUUUUUUUUUAAUUAAAGGGUGAUGAAGUUUAGACAAACAUUUGUUUUGGGGUUAUUCUCUCUUGCUUGUUCUACCUAGCCUUUUUUGUGCUGUGAAUGAGUUUAUAAUAUUAAAGUACAGUGUUGCUGCAAGGUGCUGCAAUGGCACUACAUCCUGGGUUGCCUGAAUCAAUAUGCUAAACUUCUAUUUUUUUAAAAUUUAUUUUUAGAUCAUAGUGUUUAAAAAGGAAUAUCAGAGGCAAAGCAUGUCUUGCUCUGGGAGAUAGAGGUGAAAAAUGUCUCUCUUGCCCAUUUAAAUAGAUUUUGAAAAAAAGAUAUAGAGAGAAUAUGUAUUGCUAAAUUCCUGAGCAAAAUAUAUGUGUUUCUGUGUGUCAUUUCCUGGCUUUGCCAUUCUGAUAUUUAUGCAAAAAUUUCAUUGUGUUUUCUGAAUUUUAGUCAUAAAGGAAGACUACAAAUUUUCUACAUAAAAGGCACAAUGAUAUUUAUUAUGGUACUAGGAAGAAUAAGGAAAUCAUUUUUUAUACAAUAGGAGACAUACUUUUGAGUAAAACCCUUGGCACUGAGGGAGGGCAAAUUCCCUUCUAUAAAACUUUAAAAAAGGAAUGGGAGGUUGGAGAUUUGGAGGCAGAGGAAUAUUCCUGUUAGAAUAAAGUGUAUUUUGGCUAAAUACCUGAAUUAAAUAUCCCAGUGUUUAACAAAAUAAUGAUUUGGGGAAUAUACAAGUUUGAUCUAUAAUAUCCCAGUCAUAAUGCUAUUCUGAGACAGUAAAUCUGCACACUUACCUUUUCCACCAUACCUUUUGAUCUACAGUUUAUCAAUAGUGAAAAAAGUUUUUUAAAGGGUUCCCAGUACUUGCAGUGUUCUUCUAACUUGAGGUGAUCAUCCUUUUUCUCGAGUUGCUAUAGCACCGUGUUGAAGGAUAAACACCUCUACAGUAUAGUUAUUAUGGUAAGUAGUACGCUCUAUCAAAUGGCAACAUGUGCCCUAGGAAAGAAUGGAGUGGGCCUGCCUCUCUUUUUAUUCAGCUUUAACUUUCACGUAGUCAGAAGUUCAUUUAUCAGCAACUGUUAGUGUAAAAACAGCCAGUGGUGCACAGUAAUCCUCAUCCAAAUGCAAAUGCAAAAGCAAAUAAGAGUGCAAGCACUAGCACACCACUGAAUUACUGUAUAUACUCAUGUAUAAGUCAGUCUCAUGUAUAAGUUGAAGGCAGGUUUUGUGGUCAAAAAUAUGGAUUUUGAAAUGACCCCUGAGUAAAUCAAGGCUCACUCCAUGGAGAGUGGAAAGCAGCAGUGUUGCUCCAAGGGGCCAGUUAUUCCCACUGCCAUUUUCUGGCCCAGACAUUCAAGAAGGCUAGAAGUGGCACUGCGGCAGACAUAGAGGAGCUCGGUGCUUCUUUUUGGUUUUCAUAGGAUGGGCUAAACUCUUGCCUUUUGUUACUCUAUUCAAAGGAGGAGCCUGAUUCUUUAUUGAUGUACAGCGCUUACAUUGACAAGUGAGUAAGUCAACUCAGGGUUUUGGGGGCAAAUUUUGAUUAAAAUUUCUAGACUUAUACAUGAGUAUAUAGGGUAUCUGCAUUUUUCAAAGACAGCUAGUGGAACAUUUUUUUCCCUAUUUUGCUGCCGCCAUUCAUUUGGUAACUUUGUGGAGCAGAGUGCAAUUCCAUAGUGAAGCUGGUUUUUAUUUCUUCUCUAUAUGGCCUUGAAACCAAGUGAGAAAACUUUUAAGAUGCUGCCCAGUAUUAUCUAUGCUGGAGGUAUCUCCUCCACACACAUUUUCUGUCCCCAGCCUGCUAAAGUUAUUAAGACAAGACAAAACCAUAGGCAGCUGCUCUGUGUAUUCCCAGGCCUCAGUUUGUCAUUUGAGGUAACUGCUGUUUGUUUGAGGUGAACAGCAAAUUUCAACCAUGUGUUACAUAAGUGAAUAAAGGCUGGAAUGUAUUGUGAAUGAAUACAUUGAAAGCACUUGGUAAAUUGUCUUUCUUAUCCUGUCCUUUGAACUUUGUGGCGAGUUUAUUCCUCAUUGCCACACAGGUUAUCAACAUUAUUGUGUAUUUGGGCUGCAUCAGUGAGCAACUUGCUCACAUGUUCAGUAUAAUAAAAUAAUUACAGCUCAUAAAAUCUUGCAUGAUCACAGUGCUGGGAAGUAGAAAUCCUUGUUCAUUGAGGUAGCUGCUACAAUUUUUGCCUGAAUUUUCUUCUAUCACUUUGCUCCCCCCCCCCCCCCCCAAUGCCAGGAGAUGACUCAUGCAAGAUGCCACACCAAGUCAUUAUUUAACAUUUAGAUUCUCAGACCAAGUGGUUUUAAGCAUUGAAACAAAGACACCUUCUAGAUAAAUGAUCACUAUCUGCUGUUUAGCAGUUUUUACAGCAGUAUGAGGGAAUUACCAUUCUUUAAACUGUUGAUCCUGUAUCAGCAUUUUUGUGCUACUGGAACACCAGCAGAAAUAACACUUUGUAAUAAAUGAAAUAUGAUAUAAUUGAUAUAAUAAUUAGGAUUGGUUAUUUAAAAAUUACUGCGAUCCCUGCAUCACAGAGGCUUCAAUAAUAAAUGCAAGUAGAAAUUAUUACUAUGGCAAAUGUAAAAUGCUAAUGUAAAUUUAUUGAAGCACAUAAUUAGCAUAAAAGUUAAUGAUAAAAUAGAGCAAUAACUAAGUAGCUGUUAGGCUGCAGCUGCUAUAUAGGUACCAAACAAAUAGCCCAUAACUCUUAAACCUGAAUGUGUCCCUUAAAAAAAAGCCAGUUUGUUUAAGUGUUAAGACAUGGCAAGCUCUCUUUUGUUCAUAUCUUUUUUGUAUAUAUUAUGAGAAAUCAAGUUUGAACUUCAGCAACUAUUCCUGAUCCUGCUAGAAUAAAGAUUUGCUUUAAAACAAAAAUGAAACCUGGUGUAAGAAACAAAGGGCGAAGUCCUGCCUUGGGGAUCUGCACAAACCAAGUAGGAUCCAUUAUACUUUCAAUAAUAAAUGGAAUUAUUCCUUUUGAAGAUUACAUGCCUCUAAUUGAUACCAUAUUUCUUUUGGAGCAAAGAAAAUCAAAUUAUGACAGUGUUGCUGAAAUGUACCUUGUUUCUUUGUCACCUUUCAGUAGGUGAUGAAAUAACAUCUAUGAAUUUUGGAACAUGCUGUAGUCCAGAUAACAUACAUAAAUAUAAAUCACUGGUUUUUCACACACCUGCAAUAUGCAGUAAUCUGAUAUUUGUGCAGCACCAUAAGGAACCAGCUGGUUUCCAUUGUCUGUCUUCCUCAAGUUUUAAAUCUUUUGCAUUAACACACACAUACUUGCUCAAUAUGUUUUCUCAGACUCAGUUCUAAAAAGUAUUUAUUUGAAACAAUCAGAACUACCAAAUCUAAUAUGGAUAUUUCCAAGGAUUGUGAUUUCUAAGUUGAUAGCACUGCUUGUCAAAUGGGGCAAUUAUGACUGUUUGAUUGUAGGGCCUCCAACUGUUAUUGUAAAACUUCCAGCAGCCCUAUCCAGCAUAACCAGUUGAGAGAGAUGAUGAGAGUCCAAAACACACCAACACACAAUCUAGAAUGCCAUGUUUUUCACCCACAGCUCAUGGUUCAUGUAUGAAACAGGUUCACUCAACUCAAGCCCAGUGAUGAUUUUUUCUUUCACGGGUGAAAAAAAUCAGAAGUGAAAGUUUUUCUUAAAAUCAUAGCAUCAGAAGGGAGUAAAUAAUAAUGGUUGGCUAAAUCAAUCUGAUCCCCCCCAUCCCGUGUCUGAGGAAGUUGAAUGGAAAGCAAGCUGAGGUAGCCAAUUUUGGUGAGGGGCUUUAAGAUCUAUGUAGAAGGAAAACAUUGCAAGACUGGUGAUUCAAAUGAAGGUUGGCCAUAUGCCUGUCGACAAAAUUAGAAUUACCCUUCAUUUUGUAAUUUUAAUCAUUAAAUUAUUGGUGAGGGCUUGGUUCUCCCCAACAUAAUUUCAAUUUUGUUUUCAACCCAGUUUUUCUUUUUCAUUGCCCCAGGUAUCAAUAUUUAGCUCAAGGUGCUUAUCUCUCUAAUAAUUCUUGCUGCUAAACUUUGCAAAACAUGCAGCUUUUCAUACAGAUGCAUUUCUUAAUAUGUAGACAUUGGAAUAAUUAAGUAAAACCAAAAUGCCAGCAAAAUACUGACUGUGAAUUCCAAUAAGGAAGGGUCUUCAGCUAUGUAAGUUUAAAAUGUUAAGCUAAAAUGUGGUCACAAAAGAUUGCUAUUAUUGUAUGUUUCAGUACUAUAAAAUAUGAAUAAUGUGUCCUUUAACAAAAAUGGGGAUAGUUUAACAUGACAAAAUACUGUAGAGUUUGAUGUAUUUGGAAAAUGGUCCAAACUCUUUAUGCCAAUUAUUGGGUGAGAAAUUCUAGAAUUUUGUAUUACGAUGUAUGGGUUGAAGAACUUUUAUAGUGGUGAUGGAGUGCCAUGCAAUUAAUACUAAAAUCCAGAUUGCUGUAGUUUACACUUUUCUGUAUGUUUCCAGCUAAGUGUGCUCUAUUUGUACUAAGCACACAACAGAAUGAAUUAUCCAAAGUCCAUUGAUUUUAAAUGUGUUUUGGUUUCUUAAAAAGAUUAUAGUAAUUUCUUGCACAUUUUUUGAAAAAUUGUAAAAGGAUUUAUGUAUCUGCUUCUAGAUACAGUAUGUAAAUAAAAAAUCACAAAAAUAA